AAGCCAUCAUCCUUUGGAGCUUGCUGACCAGCUCGCACAGGCCACGCCAUGGGCCAAAGCGAAAGCAACGUUGUGGCGCACACCGUCUCCGGGUUCGAGGCGUGGUUCAACGAGCAUGGCGAGGGACGAACGGCGGCUCACAUCCUCGGGUUCAACAAGAAAAUGCCCAGUGACCUGAACGAGGCCGCCCUGGAGAGCAUCAAGGACUUCAGCGUCAUCACCUGGGGUGGCGAUGCCUAUGCCGAAGACUCAUUCACCGCCCUCGUCCCGCUUUUCUUGGGGAAGGGCAGCGACAAGCUUGCCAUCGGUUUUCGGAAGAAGGGCGCGGUUGAGGGCUUCCGAGCCUCAUGGAGGACAGUUGCCUCGCAGUUCCCGGGACGGAUCCAUGUCGUGGAGUGCGACGUGGAGCAGCCAGCCGAGGACUUGUUUCGGCGCCUCGGGGUGCGGCUGCAGGACGAGAGGAGCAGCUACGCGGAGCAGCUUCCAGAUGUGAGGCAGCCCUACUUCUGGUUCGGCCGCCUUGCCGUUGCUUUGCUGCACAGCAGGCGCAUCGUGGGCGUCGGAGGUGGCGGCGUCGCAAAGCUGGAAUGCGAAGCGGCCCUCGACGCAGAUCCUACCGUGCAGGUCACAGUGCACGCGCAAGUGCGUCGGUCUGGAAAGUCAGGGCGGCAGCCAGGAGCGGCGCACAGAGAGCUGGUGGAUUUCGCCAGGGAAGAUGGCCGCAUCGAAUUCAUCCCACGAACGGACGAGCACUAUGUGCUCAGCGUCCGUUACGACAAGAACGCUUUCUUCAGACGCAACAGGAAUGCCGAGAUCGUGGCGGUGUUGCUCGGCGAGGAGAACUGCUUCUGCCCGAACUUUGUGAAGAAGUCCCAGAAGUCAGAAUGCCAUGGCCGCCGGACUGGAGAGUGCUUGGGCCGGUCGGUGGGCACUUCGGGGCAGGCUGCUUGCCGGGACUCCAGUAGGGUCCAGCAGGGCGCAGAGCCCACUGAUGACGCAUGCUGGGCAGGCUCCUUCCGAUGGCGAUUGGAGGGGAAGUGCCGGCGGGGGCGCGCUCGUGGGGGCAGGCUCCCGACCAUGAUCCGCCUGCUGGUGGACGGCCAGAUGGGUCCAGGGCAGCAGCAGGAGGACAGGAUGGCGAGAGAGGUCGGCAACCGCAUCCUGGAGAUCGAGGUGGGCACGGACGUCCUGCAGGAUUCCCUCUCUGGCCUCCUCCAUCUCGGCCUCGAGGCCAGCACCGCCGCCCAGUACAGCGCCGUCGGCUUCACCAUCGGCGCCGUCGGCUCAACCAUGGGCGCCGUCGCCGGCGUCGGCGCCGGUGUCAUCGGCGCCUUCGGCGCCGGGUUCAACGGCGGUCUCCGGCGACGCCGCAUGGAGCUGGCAGCGAAGCUGCGGGCCCAGGGCGUGGACGUGCCCGCCCGCUGAGGCGAUCUCGUGCCGGCGGCGGCAGCCAGCGGCCCUCGUGGGGCGCGCCGCGCGGGCCGCCCUCGCCAG
Molecule: messenger RNA, 1494 nt
Organism: Prorocentrum cordatum
Lineage: Eukaryota; Dinophyceae; Prorocentrales; Prorocentraceae
Source: the annotation of a GenBank genome assembly